Molecule: messenger RNA, 990 nt
Organism: Triticum turgidum subsp. durum (durum wheat)
Lineage: Eukaryota; Viridiplantae; Streptophyta; Magnoliopsida; Poales; Poaceae
Source: the annotation of a GenBank genome assembly
AUGUCGGGGUUCGGCGACGGGUACGUGGGCACCGCGCAGGAUGCGGUGAAGAUCCGGCGGCUUGAGAAGCAGCGCGAGGCGGAGCGCCGGAAGAUCGAGGAGCUCAAGAACAAGAACGCCGACGGGCAGCCCGGCCUCCUCCAGUUCGGCUCCAGCACCUCCGAGAUUCUUGAGACUGCAUUCAAGAAGGAAACUGUCGGCCUAGUUACGAGGGAGCAGUAUGUUGAGAAGAGGGUUAACAUACGAACUAAGAUCGAGGAGGAAGAGAAAGAGAAGCUUCAAAAAUUGCAACAAGAAGAAGAAGAACUGCAAAUGCAGAAAAGGAAAAAGAGGAGAGUGAGGGGAGAUCCACGCUUGUCGUUCUAUGAUGACAUUGGGAACGGAAGUGACGAGGAUGAGUUUGAGAACCAAGAAACUCAGAAGAAACAACUUGGAAAGGAUCCCACAGUUGAGACAAGUUUUCUACCUGACAGAGAGAGAGAGGCAGAGGAACAAGCAGAGCGAGAACGCUUGAAGAUGCAGUGGUCGCGUGAGCAAGAAUUGAUCAGAAAUGAACCUCUUUCAAUCACUUACAGUUACUGGGAUGGUACUGGUCACAGGAGAGCUAUCCAGGUGCGUAAAGGUGACUCUAUUGGAGAAUUCUUGAGGGCUGUUCAACAGCAGCUUGCUCCGGAGUUCCGUGAAGUACGGACAACAUCAGUUGAGAACCUACUCUAUGUGAAGGAAGAUCUCAUUAUCCCUCAUCAACACAGCUUCUACGAGUUAAUCAUUAAUAAAGCAAGGGGCAAGAGUGGACCGCUUUUCCACUUUGAUGUUCACGAGGAUGUGCGUACCAUUGCUGAUGCAACAAAAGAGAAGGAUGAGUCUCAUGCGGGGAAGGUUGUGGAGAGGCACUGGUACGAGAAGAACAAACACAUAUUCCCGGCCUCGAGAUGGGAGAUCUAUGACCCGACUAAGAAGUGGGAGCGCUACACGAUCCAUGGAGAUUAG